AUGUCAAACUGGGACCAACUCUACGACCUUGAACCUCUCCUCCGCACUCCUCCCACAGAACCAACUUCAAAACAACACUCCUACAUCACCUGCAAGCCCUACAAACGCUACGACUCUGACGUCUCAUCCAUCAGCAGUGCUGAAGGCGUCGACGGUUUCGACAACCCCACCUGGUGGGAUAACCUCGAUCACGAAGAAGAAGCUAUUACACGCUACAAGAAGUUUUUGCGUGAGCAGUUGGUCAAGGGAAGGAAGUUGGAGAAGCGGGAAGAACCUGAGGUUGUGAUGACGAGGGUGGAAGUCAAUAGCAAGCCUGCGUCAAUUACGAAGACACUGUCUUUGCCAGAAAGAUGCAACGAAAAGAGUGAUCACACGCAUAUUGUCGAGAAAAUGCAAAACUCUCGAGAUCUGACCGGACCAGUCGAAUUCUGUUUCUGGAGCAUGAACGGUCAAGAGUGCCAGUGCGGCAAGUGUUGA
Molecule: messenger RNA, 477 nt
Organism: Aureobasidium uvarum
Lineage: Eukaryota; Fungi; Ascomycota; Dothideomycetes; Dothideales; Saccotheciaceae
Source: the annotation of a GenBank genome assembly